GAAACCCAGGUGGACUGAUCAAUCGUGAUCUUCAGAUAUGCAUGGUACGUGCUCACAUACAUUUCCUGACGCAACCACCUCUAAGUCAGAAUGCAUUCAUCUGGCCAUAUGCUAUACAAGUCCCUCGCUGUAUUGGUUCAUGCAGUGUCCGUCGUGAUAUUGUGGAAUGCCGUGCCAAGACUAAGGUUGACAUCCCCCUUCAAGCGUACAGAGUUCCCUACCAUAGUAGCAGAAAGAGACGUGAAGUUAUGGACGAAUUCGCAAAAUUGAAAGGUAUUCUACAGGGUGUAUAAUUUUUUUCCAAUUUCUAUACAAGAUAUACAGGGGGUAUAAAAAGAAAAGGUAAUCAAACUUCAGCACGCCAUUGUACGUGAAUGACUCGGCGUAUGAAAACAAUUUUUUUCAUAUUCGGAAAGAUCAGACUUUUAUUGUAGCUAUUGAAUGACAUUUUUUCAUGCCAAGUGCAGAAAAAAUAAGCAAGUGCGAGUCCGAUAGAAAAUGUUAGUCAGGCCUGUUUUAUACGUCGAAUUUCGGUCGCGUCGAAUGCAAUUUAAACAAUAUAUAAUGAACUUUAAUAAGAUUUAUCAUCUCAUUAUCCAUUGUUUAUAAUUGCAUUCGACGCGACCAAAAUUCGACGUAUAAAAGUUAAACAGGUCUCAGAAUCGCAUAUUGUCACCUCUGUGCCUAAUUAAAACAGUGCAUAACAAAAGAAAAAGCAAUUAAUCAUGAAAUUGUCAUAGCUUAGCCGGCUAAGAUUUAUUCCUACUUGAUAAUAAUUAUGAAUAUUGCGUAGUUUAUUUAUUGUUUAUUUAGGUCCUAAAGGGGCCGCGGGGUUAAUUUUCAAUGGUUUUAGACCCAACUCUCAACGGUGAAGAUAUGCAAUUGUUACUAACAUUUUUUAUCGGAUUCGUAUUUGCUCAUUUGUUAUCCAUUUGCCAUGAAGAACAUAUCAUUGAACAGCUAAAAGCCUGAUCCGAAUAUGAUCGCAGAGUCGGUUGUUCGCAGAGUAAUUCAGAUGCAAUAGCGCGCUGAAAUUCGAUUACCUUUUUUUAUACACACUGUAUAUAUACAUCCUAUUUUAAUUUCGGCGCUGCCUACUCGCACAAGUUUUCUUCACUGUAAAUAAAAUUAACCUGGGUUUGCCAUUGGUCUUGUUGUAAAAUAGCCUCCCUCUCUUAUUAUUUCACCCAGCCUUUCAUAACAAACAGGCACAUGUGUACUGAUUGAAUAUAUUACGCGGUUCGGAACCGUUUCCCUUAUAAGGCCAGCUGCAAGGAGAAAGACAUUUGUUACCAUCGAUCUCUGUAGUCAUCGUUGAUCGCCUGGGAGAAUGAUUAUCCGGAUAAUUCAACAUCGGCAUCCCUGAAUAUUCUCGUUUGCUUGUCCUAUGAAGGGGGUUGCGAGGCCUUUGCAUUGGUUGGAGCCUUGAGGAGGGUUGUUAAAAACAAAAGAAAAAAAAAUGUGGCACCUGUUUGCAAAUAAAUCUUCCCAGUUGAACGGGAAAUUUUUUGUCAAAUAUGAGUUUUGGAUUGUGCAAAUAAACGUUCUACUAUAGCUCUUAUUGUGUAUGUUAGAAACUUAGAAUAUAGUCUGACAUUCGCAUAAAGUAAGAUUAGAAUCGCAUUAUAUAUACUGUAUAUAUAUGUUUUUUUGUGGGGAGGUUGGGGGAGCUAUAUACUUUUAAUAUUUAGUGGGUGUCUUCAUUAUUAAGAGCAUAAAAAUAGGGGGGGAGGUCGAUUUGUGUACAUCAUAAUAUAAGAAUCCUCCAACUCACAUCAGGGUGUAAAUAAUGAACGUUUCCCAACUUUCCGCCCCAUCUAUACAAUACAAAGGUUCAGAUUUGAUUUCCACUUCCGCUAACUCUCACUGGCUUAGUACGCAUCUGAUUGGUUAAUCGGAUAUAUCAAACGCAUCUGAUUGGUUAAUCGGGUAUAUCAAACGCAUCUGAUCGGUUAAUGGUUCCUAAAUAUAACGGUAGCGGUAGUGGAAGUCAAAUCUGAUCCUUUACAAUGUUGGCUAUACGCAGGUGCAACAAAAACAGUUCGGCCAGAGCUGCAUGUAGAUCACGUGUCCGUGCUAGAUAUUCAAACUCAUUGUACGGCCUGCACGCGUAAAAAUCUCAAUAAUCGCUUCUCAAUAGACCUUUCCCCUUUUGAGUGAAAUUUUGAUCUAGACAAGUCUGUUCAUCACAGCUUGAAAGAGCAUCACCAAGUUAGUAAUAUUCCAAAGUUUCGUUGCGAAAUGUUGUAAAAUGCGGAUAAUAUAGCCUUGCGAAGUUUGCCGUUUUUCAGUCAUUUUGUAUUACAAAUGGGAAAUUGAUAAUCAGUUUGAAUAUCCGAUUAUCAAUUUCCCGUUUGUAGGCCUAAUGCAAAAUGACUGAAAAACGGCAAACUUCGCAAGGCUAUAUUAUACGCAUUUUACAACAUUUCGCAACGAGACUUCGGAAUAUUACUAAUUUUGUGAUGCUCUUUCAGGUUGUGAUGAAAUUUUUGUCCAGGCAUAUCUAGAUCAAAAUUUCACUCAUAAGGGGAAAGGUCUAUAAGGAUGUGUUCGCACUGCUUGUUCCCAGUUGUUGACAAGUCUGGAACAAUUAACAAUAUCACGUAAUUACAAUUUGAUAACAACAAGCUCGUAGCAACUUGUUUACUUGCAUUAGCCUUGUUGGAACAACUUGUAGAAAAUCUGUUACAGUCGUGAGUCAUCAACUGUGCAACGAGGUGAUAACUUGUUCCAGAUUUGUCACAACAACUGGGAACAAAUAGUGCAAACACAUCCUGAUAUAUAUUUGUAACAACUUGUGCGUUUUUACGUGCUUCUAACACGCUCGUACAAUUUUUAGAUCCAAUUCACCAUUUGAGUAAACGCAGCACAACCGGUGUUCAGAUUCUUAGUUUGAACGUGGAAGGUCACUCUGAAUGCAAAUGCGAGUGCGCAGUAACCCAGAGAAUGUGU
This is a messenger RNA of Paramuricea clavata, 2952 nucleotides long. NCBI's taxonomy places the organism in Eukaryota, Metazoa, Cnidaria, Anthozoa, Malacalcyonacea, Plexauridae. The record is from the annotation of a GenBank genome assembly.